AUGGAUGCCCCACCGGAUCUACCUGCCGGGUACCCUGAUGUAGGGGCACAAAAGAUGGAUGAGGACUACGACCUGACUGAUUUGCAGGGCCUUCUCAAUUUCUUGCGUGAUGCGAACAUCCUUCUGAUCCGAGGACAAUACCUGAAGAAGCUUCUUGACAAAGGCCGUGCUUGGCCACGUCGCCAGGAGUUGGAGCAGGAGGCUCUCGCUGCAGGAGGAAGCUCCACAGAGUUCUUCAUUGAUGGUCACACGAUGAGCAAGAUGCCUGUGCCCUCUGACUGGACGAAGGAAGGAGGCUGCCCCUUCGUGGCCAUCUCACACUGCUGGGAAGCACGAGAACAUCCAGACCCGUCGCGUCACCAGCUGCGUCUGAUAGUCCAGCAGAUUCUGAACUUGGGGAGCCCAACUCUUCCCAAAUCUUGGCUGAUGCGCAGGAACCUUCCCCAGGAUUACUAUUUCUUUAUUGAUUUCAUGAGCCUGUACCAGUACGAGCGUAGCACCGACGAGCAGAAUCGCAGUUUUCAGGCAGCGAUGCGGAAUAUGCAGGUCAUAUACUGUCACGAGUGGACACAGACAUGGCGCAUAGAAUCUCUGGCCCCAGAAACGGAGGCAGAAGCUGCAUCUACACGACUAGAGAUCUGGGACGAUGCCAAGAAGAAGAUGCGUCUCUCGCUGAUGAGCCGCCUCACAGCCAACCGCACUCCUUACAGGCGCCGCGGCUGGUGUGCAGCUGAGCUGCAGUGGUCCAAGGCACGCUCUGACUCAGAGAAAACACAAAUCAUCGACAACGCAGAUGUGAUGCCGAAGUAUGGGCGAGAGGCCCCAAUGCCCCCCAACAUUUUCGAGGCACGGGUAGCUGCAGAGGAAUUGGUCUUCACUCACCGUGGGGACGCUAAGCCAGUGCUGGACCUGCAGGCGAAGAUUUUCAACAAAAAGGCCCAGGUCACCGAGGUGCUGUUCCUGCAGGAUCUGCCCCAGGAAGAGCUGAAGGUACUCGCUGCCGCGAUCCCGCUUUAUCCGCGCCUGAAGCGGCUGGAGCUGCGGCACUGCGAGUUUGAAGCUGGCGACUCCCGACCCCUCCUUGAAGCCCUCUUCGAUUCUUCCGUCCAAGAGCUCCACAUCGAGGACUGUGAGAACCUCCUUCCCUUCCUGGAGGCUUGGAGAAGGCUGAUUGAGGAGAGAAGCAGCUCAUGUGGGGAGGCGUGCCGAGGUCCUGCUUCAAUCUUUUUGAGGAAGAACAACAUCACAGACUCAGGGGCUCAGAUAAUCAUCCAAGCACUGCGACGGAGCUCCUUCUACAUGCAAGUGAGACUUGAGGAGAAUCUCCAAGAGGCCACUUUGAAGUCUUUGCGGCUUGCCAACGCGAUCUUAGCCAUCAAGUUCCAGCAGAAAGAUAAGAUUGAUUUGAGCCAGGCCGGCCUGGGCGACUCUGAUACCAAGGCUCUUGCUGAAGUUCUGAAGUCGAACUCCACCAUCGCAGAGAUCAACUUGGACGAUAACAAGAUAGGAGAUUCGGGGGCGCAGGCCCUUGCUGAAGUCUUCAUGGUGCACCCCUCCAUCAUGCGGAUCAGCCUAAACGCGAACGAGAUGGGGCUAGUGGGCGCGCAGGCCUUGGCAAGAGCCAUAGAGCUGAAUCCCUCCAUCAAAUCGGUCGAGCUCUCCGAUAGCCAGAUCGGAGAUCAUGGCAGAACUAUGAAGUUGGCGCAUGCGAUCUCGGCCAUCAAGUUCAGGGAAAGAGUCGAGGUUGAUUUGACUUGUGCUGGCUUGGGAGACUCCGAUGCACAGGCACUUGCAGAAGCCAUCAAGAUGGGCUCCGCCAUCGAAUCGAUCGACCUAGGUUCCAACCAGAUCGGGGACGUUGGAGCACAGGGUCUUGCUGAAGCAUUCAAGGCUAGCCCCUCCCUUCACACAUUGCGACUGAGAAAGAACCGAGUCGGAGAUAUGGGCGCACAGUCCAUUCUCCAAGCGAUCCAAGACAGCGACUCAUUCAAGCAGGCGUUCCUUGAAGGCAACCAGAUCCAAGAGAAUACCAUGAAGGACCUGGAGUUGGCCAACCAGAUUUCGAACAUCAAGUUCAUGGAGGAGGUGCAAAUCGCGAAUGUGACCAUUAACAUCAAGACGGUGCGGGUCCUCACUUUGAGCUGCAUGCGCUUGGACGACUCGCAUGCUGAGGUCCUCGCUGAGGCUAUCAAGGUGAGCUCGUCCAUCGAAUCGGUUGACCUCAGCUCCAACCACAUCGGAAGCGUGGGAGCGCGCGCCCUUGCGGAAGCCCUCAAAGUGACCUCCUCUGUCCGAAAGAUCGAUCUAAGUUCCAACUACAUUGGAGAUCCGGGAGGGCAGGCUCUUGCGGAAGCUGUGAAAGCUAGCCCCUCCCUCCAGUGGAUCGACCUGACCUUCAACCACAUGAACGAUAAGGGUGUGAAGGCUGUCAGCGAUGCGAUCCGAGACAGCUCCUCAGAGAAGGAGGCGCUCCUGAAAGGCAACGUCAUCCAAGAGGCCACCACAGAGGCGUUGGAGGUGGCACAGGUCAUCUGGCAGAUCAGGUUCAGAACAGCACCAGCUGCAGUUUGUUUACGCAGCAUGCGCCUGGAGGAUCCUGAUGCGAAGGCCCUCGCAGAAGCUGUCAAGAUGAAGUCUUCCGUCCGUAAGAUUGACUUGUGCUUCAACCAGAUAGGAGAUGCCGGAGCGCAAGCCCUUGCAGAAGCAAUCAGGAUCACCGCCUCCAUCGAAUCGAUCGACUUGGAGUACAAUAAGAUUGGAGACGUAGGGGCGCAGGCCCUCGCCGAAGCCACCAAGUCGAGCUCCUCCCUCACAUGGAUAAAACUGGGGGGGAACAAAAUAGGAGAUGUGGGAGCGCAAGCUCUUGCCGAAGUUAUCGAGGCGCGCUCCUCCAUGACAGAGGUCGACCUCGAAGGUAACAAGAUAGGAGAUUUGGGGGCACAGGCCCUUGCUGAAGUCUUCAAGGUGCACCCCUCCAUCAUGAGGAUCAAACUAGACGGGAACGAGUUUGGGCUGGCAGGGGCGGAGGCCUUGGCAAGAGCCAUAGAGAUGAAUCCCUCCAUCAGAUCGGUCAAGCUGUCUGCCGAUCAUGUCGGCAACAAGGUUUUAAAGUUGGCGCAUGCGAUCUCGGCCAUCAAGUUCAGGGAAAGAGUCGAGGUUGAGUUGUCUUUUGCUUCCUUGGGAGACGUCGAUGCACGGGCCCUUGCAGAAGCCAUCAAGAUGGGCUCCGCCAUCGAACGGAUCGACCUAGGUUCCAAUCAGAUCGGGGACGUUGGAGCACAGGCUCUUGCAGAGGCUGCAGCAGUCAGCUCCUCUCUGUGGAUAAUGAACCUUGGUGGCAACCGCAUUGGAAAUUUGGGAGCGCAGGCUGUCGCAGAAGCCGUCAAGACGAAUUCCUCCAUGCGGAGUGUCGACUUGAGCAGGAACCAGAUAGGAGAUGCUGGAGCGGAGGCCUUCGCAGCAGUCAUCAAGAUGAGCUCUUCCAUCCAUCGGGUCGAACUGGGACACAACGAGAUCGGAGAUGUGGGAGCACAGGCCCUUGCUCAAGCCUUCCAUCUGAGCUCCUCUAAGUUUUUGACACUUGAUUUGCCGGACAACAACAUCUAUGACGCAGGGGCAAAGGCCCUGGAAGCAGCUGCAAGCAACUGCAACUUGCCAAGGUUUAAAUCUAUUUCUUGGACUCCAACCAGAUCAAUGCUCCUGGAGCAGGAACGGGAGCAGCGGCGACUGGAGCAGCAAAGGGAGCAAAGACCUUUGGGUGGUGCAGCGAUCAGCUGGGCCCCAUACAAGCCACCUUGGCUUCAUAUCUCCGCAGCUUGUACUAAUGUUCGAGACAAAGGUUUUCUGACAGUGGACUUGGCCGCCAUGGGGGACAAUAUGUCAUGCUCGACACAUUGCGCCCCUAAUUGCAUCUCGCGGCAGCCACCUGGACAUGAUGUUCUUGAAGACCCUCCAAGGAAAAGCGUGGGUCGAACUUAUCCGGUGGCCGAUCCGGUCGAUUUGCAGCUCAACUGGCAGACAAUCGCGGUGCGGCAUGCGUGGAGAAAAGCGGCCGAGAUGGGUGACACUGGCAUAGGUCGACCGGAAGAGGGGAGGCCGCUUCGGGCGGCAGAGCCGGUAAAAGCCAAUGCGGCUGAGGCGGACGAUGCGCCCGGGCGAGGCAUUGACGUUGUCAAGAUUUGA
Symbiodinium necroappetens is the source of this 4182-nucleotide messenger RNA. Lineage: Eukaryota; Dinophyceae; Suessiales; Symbiodiniaceae. The record is from the annotation of a GenBank genome assembly.